Acipenser ruthenus (sterlet) is the source of this 2659-nucleotide messenger RNA. It is a transcript of the gene plcxd1.2, whose product is annotated as PI-PLC X domain-containing protein 1. Gene Ontology annotation, biological process: lipid metabolic process. Gene Ontology annotation, molecular function: phosphoric diester hydrolase activity. The record is from RefSeq and is a predicted model, not a curated record. The transcript is spliced from 7 exons. Lineage: Eukaryota; Metazoa; Chordata; Actinopteri; Acipenseriformes; Acipenseridae. The coding region runs from base 1175 to 2143 and encodes 322 amino acids.
ACUGAGACGAUCGUGGUCUGCUCCUGCUCCAAACUCCCCUGACUGAACCACCAGACUCAGCUACACAGUUCCCUUGUAUGUACCAAGCCCCGCCCUGUUAAUCAGCUACUCUAUACACCUGUAUAGCCUCCUUCGCCAAGAUAGCUACUGCACCCGGACGCUAUAAAUCAUGUAUUCACCAUUUUGUUACGGUCACGUCUGUCAGUCCUGAGGUGGCUAAAACUUUUUAAAGCUGAUUUUCAUGUAAUUCUACUAUGUAUAGUGUGAUUGGUCACGUUUCUGGGGAGGCUAAAACUUUUUAAAGCUGAUUUUGGGGUGGCUAAAACUAAAGCUGAUUUUCAUGUAAUUUACCUAUGUAUAAUGUGAUCACUUUCCUGGGAUGGCUAAAACAUGUUGAGGUGGCUAAAGCUAAGUAAAGGUGAUUUCAUGCAGGGUUUCUGUGUAUAAUAUGAAUAGUAACGUUCAUGGGAUGGCUAAAAGUUUUUUGAGGUUGCUAAAACUACUUAAACGGUCUGAUCAAUUUUCUCUUCCUGUUAACUGAAACAUCUGAAAAUGCAAACCUAAAUCUUAAAUCUAUUCGUCUCUUCUUGCACACUAUGUGUAAAUGAAAAGGCAACCGGCAGCAGCGACCACGGAAAUGAAAAGGGAAUCGGCAAAUCUGAAAUCGAUUUGUCACUCCUUGUACACGGAAAUGCUUGUAAACGAAAAAGCAAUUGGCAAUAGGCAAGGCAUGCAACAACUUUUAAGACUGAGAUAAAACGUGGUGUAGGCUACUAAUAACAGAUCAAUAAACCAAAUGCCACAGAUCCAUUCACAAUUUUACACCGCUUCGAUGAAAUAUCGUUUCAACGCUUCCUGCUUUUCUGUUAGUACUUACUACUUGCAAUUGUGGCUUUGGACUUCCGUUUUUGAUCAUUUCAGUUUUUGUUGCUCUAAACAGAUUAGUCAACUUUUCACUAAGUUUAACAUCAAGGCUGAAAAAAAGAGUGGACUUACUUGGGACUUGGACUGAACCUUUACAUCAACUUCGACCUUCAGUUAACACAAAUUUGUGUCUGGUAAAUGCUGUAUCAAAAUAUUACAACACCUACAACUAAAGAUAAUACUUACAGAUGUAACCGACGUUGUUCCUGUAUUUCAGUCUAGGGUACAGUUUACAAAGCGAUUCGAAAGUAUGAGUGCAGCAGAUGAGAGACCUAUUCUAGGUGACCAGAACAAUAAAGAUUGGAUGGCACAGCUGUCUGAACAACUUUGGGACAUUCCUCUCUACAACCUUGCAAUUCCAGGUAGUCAUGAUACCAUGAGCUUCUGUUUGGAUAUGAACUCUCCCAUUGAUGAAUCAAUGUCUGGAAUCUUGAAGGUUGUGGACAGAAUCAUUCCCUGUAUCACCCGACCAAUUAUUUUUAAAUGGUCUAGAACACAGGAGGAUAGCAUUGUGGCACAGCUUGAAGCAGGGAUUCGAUACUUUGACCUGAGGAUUGCCCGCAAAAAAAACGAUACAUCUAACAAUCUGUACUUUGUCCAUGGCGUUUACACGUUUGUGACGGUGCAGAAGGCACUGGAAGACUUUGCUCAGUGGCUGGAAACAUACCCAAAAGAGGCAGUCAUUUUGUCAUGUAGCCAUUUUGAAGGGCUGACUGAAGAUCUCCAUAAUCAUCUCAUUUGGUCACUGAAAAACAUUUUUGGUUCUAAGCUCUGUCCGAAUACGGAGAUAGUGACACUGAGGAACCUGUGGAAGUUGGGUUAUCAGGUCAUUGUUUCAUAUGAUGAUCCUGCUGCUGAAAAACAUGAGGAUCUGUGGUCAGGAAUCCCCUAUUGGUGGGCAAACAGAGUGGAUCCAGAGAUGCUGGUGGAGUAUUUAGAAAACAAGAAACAAAGAGGACGGCCAGGAGGAUUUUUUGUAGCUGGGCUAAACCUUACAGCAGAAACAGACUACAUUAUUUCUCAUCUGUCAGAAUCACUGAAGAAACUGACAUUGCAAAGCUAUCCCUAUCUGAUGCACUGGGUACAGAAACAGUCCCCUGGACCUGGCAAGCAAUGCCUGAACAUUAUUGCGGGGGAUUUCAUAAGAUCAGAACAUUUUGUCUCAGACAUCAUUGCUCUCAACAAGAAGCUCCUAAGGACAGACACUGGGAUACAUUAACACCUUCUAUCCAUAACUCCAUACUUGAAGUAGCUGUGAUCAGUUUUUUAUUUUAUUUUUUAUUCUAAUGGUGCUGCCAGCUUUUCAAGGAUGUGAUGAUGUAUAACUGUUGAAAUAUUACCUGGACUUUCUAGUAUCUGACAGUUUAUUGAAUACGGAACUUUUUUUGUCCUACUCUAAACACAUUGAUCUCAUUUUGGGCACGCAAGUCUUUGUUUGACAGACACAAGUAUUAAUAUAGGGCAGCAGUGUGGAGUAGUGGUUAGGGCUCUGGACUCCAGACCGGAGGGUCAAGGGUUCAAUCCCCAGUGGGGAACACUGCUGUUGUACCCUUGAGCAAGGUACUUUACCUAAAAUUGCUCCAGUUAAAAAAUAAAAUAAAAAAAAACAACUGUAUAAAUGGGUAAUUGUAUGUAAAAAAAUAAUGUGAUAUCUUGUAACAAUUAUAAGUCGCCCUGGAUAAGGGCGUCUGCUAAGAAAUAAAGAAUAAAUAAAGAAUAAAGAUCUUGAACGGUA